Anoplophora glabripennis (Asian longhorned beetle) is the source of this 615-nucleotide messenger RNA. Its product is annotated as cAMP-responsive element-binding protein-like 2. The transcript has 4 exons. Gene Ontology annotation, molecular function: DNA-binding transcription factor activity. The coding region runs from base 103 to 453 and encodes 116 amino acids. Gene Ontology annotation, biological process: regulation of DNA-templated transcription. The record is from RefSeq and is a predicted model, not a curated record. Lineage: Eukaryota; Metazoa; Arthropoda; Insecta; Coleoptera; Cerambycidae. Gene Ontology annotation, cellular component: nucleus.
GAAUGUUUGUAAAUACACAGACACGUUGAACUGUUUUUGUGCAAAGUGUUCAGACUUAUUUAUAUAAUUUGUGGGUUCUUCGUUAUAUAAAUUAGUAAAAAAAUGGAUUUCCAAGAGAUGACCGUGAUAGAUGAACACAGUGUAAUCGAGGGUCCUCAUCGCAAGGAAUCAGGGAAGAGGGGACGCAAGCCAGGCAGAAAAUCUGCUGAUAAAGUUGACAUGAAAGCCAAAUUAGAACGCAGUCGUCAAAGUGCUAGAGAAUGUAGAGCCCGUAAAAAAUUACGGUAUCAAUAUCUAGAAGAACUUGUAGCAGAUAGGGAAAAGGCAGUGUUUGCCCUUAGGAAGGAACUUGAAAAGUAUCACUUGUGGGCCAAAGAAAUAGAUGAAGGUAGGACGCCGGAAGAGAUCCACGGGAUUUUGGAAGACUUGAAUCUGAAGCAGGAGCAGAAGUGAUUUUUUUAUUUUGUGAUAUUUUCUAUAUACACUAAUUGGUUAUGUGUUAAAAAUUUACCAAAACUUUUAAAGUUUAAAAUGUACUUUUGUGCUAGCGGGCGCUAACACAUUUGUAUUUAUUGUUCUAUUAUUUUAUGGUGAAAUAUAUUUUAUUAAAUAUGA